Lactuca sativa (garden lettuce) is the source of this 1137-nucleotide messenger RNA. RefSeq names its product receptor-like protein 44. The record is from RefSeq and is a predicted model, not a curated record. Gene Ontology annotation, molecular function: protein binding. NCBI's taxonomy places the organism in Eukaryota, Viridiplantae, Streptophyta, Magnoliopsida, Asterales, Asteraceae.
UUAUCGAAUCAAAUUAAAUUUUGAACUAUAUAACAUUUUUCUAAAACAUUACUCAUUGAGUCUCUUCUCUCUCACAUGCGCACCUGUAAUCAAGUUCAUACUCAAGAAGGAGAGAGAAAAUUGAAUCCUUCAAAUUCCAUCAAUCAAUCCUUCUGUUUUCAAGAUUUUUCUUCUUAACAUAAACAUGGGUGUUCAUCUUCCCAAAUUAUCCCUCUCAUUGAUCCUAAUCUCCAUCUUCCUCCCUCCAUCAACCCCAGAUCAGAAAGACGAAUCAUGUUUAACCCAUCUAUUCGAAUCCUUUCAGGACCCCAUCGGAAACCUCCAUAACUGGACCAAACUCGCCUUCUCAAACCCCUGUUCCGAUUUCAAUUCCAACCUCGUCGGAGCCACCUGCAACAAUGGCCGAAUCUACAAACUCUCCCUCCAGAACCUCUCUCUCCGAGGCUCCAUCUCACCUUACAUCUCCAACUGCACAAACCUACAAUCGCUAGACCUCUCCAACAACUCCCUCACCGGACCUCUCCCCGACGAACUUCACUACCUUGUCAACCUCGCCGUCCUCAACCUCUCCUCCAACCGCCUCUCCGGCGCCAUCCCACCUUCCCUUCCCAUGUGCUUUUAUCUCAAUGUCAUUGACCUCCACGAUAACAUUCUCACCGGCACAAUUCCGCCGCAGAUUGGAUCUUUGGUGAGGUUAUCUGUGUUCGACGUUGCUAACAACAAGUUAUCCGGGCCGAUUCCGGCGAGCUUGGGAAACAGAACGGGGAACUUGCCCCGAUUCAAUGUCAGCUCGUAUUAUGGUAACAAAGAUCUUUAUGGGUAUCCGUUGCCUCCGAUGAAGAGUAAAGGGUUGUCGGUGGUGGCGAUUGUGGGGAUCGGGUUGGGAAGUGGGUUGUUGAGCUUGGCACUGAGUUUUACGGCGGUGUGUGUUUGGUUGAGAGCGACGGAGCAGAAGACGGCUGCUGAACAGGAAGGGAAGAUUGUUUUACCUGAUUAUUAAGUAUUAACCAAAUAAUUAAUUAAUUAAUUAACUAAAUGCUUUAUUUAUAUAAGAAAUAUUUGUUGUAUGUAGAAAUAUUUGUUGUAUCUUUGUAAAAUUUGCAAAAAGGUGGGUAAGAGGGUAAGGGUUGAUCUUGA